Parnassius mnemosyne (clouded apollo) is the source of this 1275-nucleotide messenger RNA. The record is from the annotation of a GenBank genome assembly. NCBI's taxonomy places the organism in Eukaryota, Metazoa, Arthropoda, Insecta, Lepidoptera, Papilionidae.
AUGUCGUGCGGUGUUCCGCAGGGCUCGGUCUUGGGACCGCUCCUGUGGAACAUCGGCUACGACUGGGUGCUGAGAGGUGAACUCCCGUCGGGCGCCGACUUGACGUGUUAUGCGGACGACACGCUCGUCACUGCCCGGGGGAGUUCACACAGGGAAGCAGCGUUGGUUGCCACGGCUGCGGUGUCACAAGUGGUGAACCGCAUCCGGCGCCUGGGCCUGGAGGUGGCCCUAAAUAAGUCGGAGGCCAUGGUGUUCCAUGGCCCUCGACGCGCGCCGUCGCCGGAUUCACACAUCGUGGUCAGCGGGGCCCGGAUAGCUGUCGAGUCCACCAUGAAGUAUCUGGGAUUGGUGCUCGACAGCCGAUGGGAAUUCGGACCCCACUUCCGGCGGCUGGCGCCCAAGCUGAUGGGUGCAGCGGGCGCGCUAUCAACGUUGCUUCCCAACUUGGGGGGCCCGAGCGCCGCCUGUAGGCGGUUGUACGUGGGAAUCGUGCGGUCCAUGGCCCUGUAUGGGGCCCCUGUGUGGGCGAUGGACAUGACGGCCAGUACUCUCGCCAUUCUGCGUAAACCGCAGAGGGCGAUGGCCGUCAGAGUCACCCGCGGGUAUCGCACGAUUUCCUACGAGGCGGCUUGCGUCCUAGCCGGAUCCCCGCCCUGGGACCUAGAGGCGAAAGUACUCGCGUCAUUAUAUCGAUGGCGCGAGGAAGAGCGGGCACGGGGCUCGAGGCCGGUGCAGCGGCAGAUCGCGCUGCGCCGAGAGGAGCUCCGUCAGGUCUUGGUGGCGGAAUGGCGGCAAAGGCUUCUGCGCCCUACCGCAGGCCUCGCUACCGUCGAGGCGAUCCGGCCAGUACUCGACGACUGGCUCGGGAGAAGGCACGGCUCCCUGUCGUUUAGGGUGACGCAGGUGCUGUCGGGGCAUGGCUGCUUCGGCAAGUACCUUUGCCGCAUAGACAGGGAGCCGGACGCUCGGUGCCACCACUGCGUCCAUUGCGGGGAGGACACGGCGCAACACACGCUCGCCGAGUGUGUAGCUUGGGAGGAGCAGCGCCGUGUCCUCACAAAUAAAGUAGGAGGCGAUCUGUCGCUGCCGGCCUUAGUGCAGAAGAUGGUCGGUAGCGCAGAGUCGUGGGAUGCAGUGGUGUCCUUCUGCGAGGACGUCAUGUCGCAGAAGGAAACUGCGGAACGGGAAAGGGAGAUCUCGACUCCCUUCCCCGGCCGCAGAAGGCGCACCGGGCGCAGGAGAAGGGCGGACAACGCCCUUUUCCGCCCCCCAUAA